Messenger RNA from Pseudomyrmex gracilis, 3974 nucleotides. RefSeq lists its product as uncharacterized. The transcript is spliced from 5 exons. Gene Ontology annotation, molecular function: protein binding. Lineage: Eukaryota; Metazoa; Arthropoda; Insecta; Hymenoptera; Formicidae. The coding region runs from base 1398 to 2183 and encodes 261 amino acids. The record is from RefSeq and is a predicted model, not a curated record.
UUUUAUAUUUUUAAUCAUUCUCCGGACGAUUGAUGAGACGUAGUUUUUCGUGUUUAUCUACUUUGCUCGUUUUAUCCGGAUGUUUUUCUCCGAGAUCCAACACUGUGUGCCGUCCGUGUGGAAAGUCCGUCUAUAUAUACGACUUGGUCUAACUCGCGUUUUUACUCCACGUCGCCGUGCAGUUCAUCAUAAAAGAGCACGUGUUUGUUACCACCGAAAGUUAGCGAUUUCUCGCAUAUCGCAUUACCCGCGAUAAGAGGAGAGCGAGAGUCGAUAAAUUCAAGCAACUCGGCGGAAGCAAUAAUCACGGAAAAUGAACGUUUUACUCCAGCAACAUGGAGCUAAACACAUAUAUAAAGUCCCGGAAGGAUUGCGCGAACUCUGUGCCGACAUCGCACGCGAGGUUCGCUCUCUAUGAAAUUUGUUAUUUGACUUUCCUUUUAUCGCCGUCACGUCAAAGGACGAUUAAAUUAUUAUCUGAUCCGUAAAGGUUCUGCGCUCGCAACCGAGGAACAUUUAUUGCUUCGUCGCUGAUUACGUGGAAGCGCUCCUGAUCACGCGUGAAAAUGCAAAAGGUUCGUAUCGCGCGCGCGCGUGUGUGUGUGUAGUUUAAUAAUAAUUUUGCAAUAUACCGACAAUAUUUUCCGAUGCGCGAUAUUGCCCAAUUACAAACACACACAAAGAUGCUAAUUAGAACGUUAAGCCAAUUAAUUAGCAGAUUAUUUACACGAGUUUAUACAAUAUCAAUUUUUAUCUCACAAAUCGUUAUGUAAAUUCGAAGGAUACGGAAAAUGACCGCGGUAUAUAUAAAUCAUUCGCCCCGUAAAGGUACACACGCGGCGUGUGUAUAACAAUCGGUUAUAAUCGCGCGGAGUCACAUGUGUUCUGUAAUCGUGUAAUUGCGCUUCUGUGUAGUCGCGGUGAAAAUCGUAAACAACAUUUUACUGGGAAGCGAGGCCAUCGUGGGCAUACUUCACCGCAGCGGCUUGAGUUUGGAACAGAUCGCCCGCGCUGCGCCCAGGAUCCAGAAGGCAUUCCGCGCGUACUUGGACGCGGUAGACAUGCGAGCGGCCCAGGUGUGCGACGGUAAUUACACGGUGAAUUAUGUAGAAAAACAAUUUCGCGGCGGGUAGACCUCGCAUUGUUAUAAAGCGCGGUGAAACAAAGUGCGCAGAGAGAGAGAAAGAGUGUGUGUGAGAGAAAGAGAGAGAGAGAGAAAGAAAGAGAGAAAUUCCUCCCUUUCGACCGCAGACGCAACGUGCGAUGAGAACUGCAGAGUAUCCCUGCGAAGUAUUCUGAGUGCGACGGGAGUCCCGUUUGAACAGGCGGAGAAGGCCGCCACAAUAAUACAAGUACGCGCACAUCGAUACAUACAUAUAUACACGCGCGCGGGACUAAUGGGACCCUCUAAUUGCAAUCUCUUUAAUUUACGUCUGCUGUCAUCAAUCAAGGCUGCCUUCCGCGGACAUUACGACAGAAUGUUGCUAAACGAGUCCCUGGGCAUGGUUCAGUGGCAGCGAGCGGCUACGAGAACGCUCGAGAUCCUGAGGAAGGCCGGUGCGUCGCAGGCGGAGGCGUCGAGAGCCGCCAUAUUGAUACAGGCUACUUAUCGCGGUUACUACACGAGGAGAAAUCUGAAGAUGAAAAUGGCGGCCGCACAAAAAGAGAAAGAAAGCGAAGCGGAAACGAUCGAGGAACCACCCGAAGAAACGAUUCAAGCGAUGGCCUGGCUGGACUCGAUGUACGAGGAGUCCGGACUGACGCCGGAGAGAGCUAACGAAGCCGCUUCUGUUAUACAAAAAGCGUACAAAAGAUAUCGUCGGAGGAAGAGCGAUGUACCGCGCGAGGAAUCGAAGAAUUCGAUGGUGGCGGAAGCCAUUGUCAAAAACUUGCAUCAGAAAGUCUUCGACGAAGUUCUAAGUCGUGCGGACAUUCCCACGGAAUUCGGCACUCGAGAGGAACUCGUGAAAACCAGCGAAGAGCUUCAACGCGUUUUCAAUGACAUGGUGACGCGCGCUCGUUUGGAGGGACAAGAUGAGGAAUCCGAUGAGGAGGAAUCGCCGAAAAAUUCAGUAAACGGUGGUAUAUAUUCGAGCGGCAUAGGGAGGGAUCUGGAAGAGGGUCGUGAGAUCGAAGUAGAACCGGAACGUGACGAAGGUACGGACGCGUACGUGCGGGACUGACGUCGGAGAAGAGGACCAAACUUUUCCGAAGGAAGAGGGAGGGAGAGAUAUCCGCGGCAGAGAGGAAUCCUUUUUCUGAAUCCGGCAGCGGAUGAGCCAAUUAACAUGGAAACCACGAGACGGGGGAAGAGAAACGAGACAGGCACAAAGUGCGCGAGCGAACAAAAAGCUGCCUCCGGAGGGUCCCCCAAAUGCCCGCGGAGAGACACCCCCCCGUGGCUUUUAAUGCACACGCUUGCGUUCGAUAAUUCCGUUAACGUGCCGCGCUUUCCGUACAGCGAGCAUUAAAAUUCGUUCCCGGACGGAAAAUUCGCCCCGGCACGCACCGCGCAAGCAAAACGAGUUAAACUGUCGUGCCCCCUUGUGUGUAACGUUAAUUUAAUUCGAGCGAUACGAGUUAAGCCGUUUCGUCCAAAUUUGAUUUGCAUAAUUUUUAUUCUCGACGUUUAGAGCUUUAAUAUGCCGCAUUACUUCCGCAUAGCUAUGUAGCAAAGCAAGCACCUUUUGCGAACAGAAAAAAAAUUUCUUUAGUGCACGAACGGAAAAAAACUUGAGGAAACCGAUGCCGCGCACAGCAAUUUUUUCGUGCGCACCACACUCUAUGUUUCUCGCCGCAAUAUAAAGACAAACAAAAAGAAAAAAAAGAAGUAAUUGAAACACAGAAAAUAUCGGAAAAAAUUUUUAAUACACAUUUAAUUCCAAUAUGCGUUGAGCGCUAAAACGUGCUGGCGCGCGACCCCGAUGUUUUAACACGCUUAAAAAUAACCAGAAAAUCGAAAAACCAAAUGUAAAAAGGUUCACGGUGAAACGUGUUUGUGCGAAAACGAAAUUGAAUCACAGAACGCGUCUACAGGGCGCUCGAUUUAAGCAGCAACGGGUAGCGGCCGGCUCGCUCAAAGGGAACUUCAAUCGGUCGCAUUCGCCCUCGGGCAGUGUCGCGUGUCGGCCACAUCCACGACUACAGACCCACGCGAUUCCGCAGUUCUCGCAGCGCGCGCGCGGACAAACAUGUUUCGUGCCCGGUCCCUCAAGCGGAACCGCGUUCACGCUCUCGAGCGGCGACUCCGGCUGAUCGAUGAUUUCCGAAGUUAGCGAUUUGUUACACUCCGUCCUGUCGUCUAAGCGAGUCUUCUCCCCGCACCUUCUGCCGCCGCGGCACCUCCUGCCGGCUUUGUAUUUUUCAGCGAGAAUGCACAUGGAAUCCUUGUGAUUGAUAACAGCCAGGCCGCCGUCGUCCUCGUCCUCGUCGCCGUCCGCCUUCUCGUUGACGCGCUCCUCGUCGUUUCGCUCACGGGAAGACAUUAUUCCGGAACAGUCGUUCGAGCAGCGCUGCCGCGCGACGCACAAUCGACGCACAUUCCCGCCGCGCGUCUGAUCGCGCCAAGCUUUCCCGUGCGUCUCGCAUCUGCAAUUUGAACGACGCGAGGAGAGUAAAUUACAAACAGAGAUUGCCGCGUCUCCAUCUUCUCGCGGUAACGUGUAUCUUUCUUUAGCGCGACUUUUUUUUUUUUUUUUUCUAGAAAAUAGCAUCGUUCCAUCAAAAAUACAAAAUGACGUACGCGCGACGUAUGUUUACGUUAUCGUGUGAGACUCGAAACUCGAAAUUGCUUGUUAACCGUUUCGGGUCGCUGCGCUGCUGGCAACAGCAAUGCCAAUGAAAACAAUUGCAGUGACAGUCCCGAUGGUGAUGGCAUCUGCCGCAGCAAGACGAUCUCGACAGAUCCGGAGCGAACUCUUCGCGCGGACGAUGACUCUCCCACCGCCAGAACGAAUCUGCGACUUCCCGACGAC